GUGAUGGUGGUGCAAAAGGUGACUUACCUUCCGUGACUGACGAGAAGAAAGGCUUGGGGGGGAACCGCACUGGCUACCAAGACGGCGGCAAAUGGCAUCUCGGCUUCGGUUUUACGACCCAUUUUGUUGUGCAUCUAUCAAAACGUGCCCGUCAUGCUUUCCUGAGUUGAUCUUAGCCAUAAACCGCCAAAUGUCUGACACGCCGAUGUUCGGCGUUUCCUACCUCAACACCGAAAAACGCCGUGUUGAAUGUCGACCGUGCCGCAAGUGGAUACACAUCAGGAGGAUGCUCGACAUAUCCAGUGUUUCGCGGCAGGAUGCUCUUAAAUAACCCUGCAUUAAUGACCAAAAAAUUGGUCCGGAAAAGGCAACUU
Colletotrichum godetiae is the source of this 374-nucleotide messenger RNA. RefSeq lists its product as uncharacterized. NCBI's taxonomy places the organism in Eukaryota, Fungi, Ascomycota, Sordariomycetes, Glomerellales, Glomerellaceae. The transcript has a single exon. Bases 92 to 331 code for a protein of 79 amino acids. The record is from RefSeq and is a predicted model, not a curated record.